Molecule: messenger RNA, 285 nt
Organism: Dovyalis caffra
Lineage: Eukaryota; Viridiplantae; Streptophyta; Magnoliopsida; Malpighiales; Salicaceae
Source: the annotation of a GenBank genome assembly
AUGAAGCAAAGCCUGAGUUACAGAGCUCUUCUCCUCUUCCUUCUUGUCCUUGUUCAUUCCUCUGAAAUAUCGGCACGUUUCCUAUCAAGCCAACAAGGGCAAGAGGAGGUAAAACUCAAUAAUAUCAGCAGUGAAGGAACUCUUGCGCAAAUUGAGAACAGUGAAUCAAUUAAUGAGCUAAUGGGGUUAGAGCUAUGUCAUAAUGGAGACGAGGAAUGCUUAAAGAGAAGGAUAAUUGCAGAGGCUCAUUUGGACUACAUCUACACCCAGCAUCACAAGCCAUGA